Messenger RNA from Klebsormidium nitens, 4749 nucleotides. The record is from the annotation of a GenBank genome assembly. Lineage: Eukaryota; Viridiplantae; Streptophyta; Klebsormidiophyceae; Klebsormidiales; Klebsormidiaceae.
AGUUUGUCUUGGGUCAUGAUGACUCAUGCCAAUGGCCGCGAGGCUGUAGCCUGUAGGCUGUCGCCUGUUCCGCAUCAGCGCAAUGCCGCGAUGUGCCAAAGGCGCUGGUCCGGCGUGUGAGGAUGGGUGGCAAGAAGAAGGGCAAGAAGGGCAAGAAAGGGGGCCGCAAGGAGGAGGACAAGGAGGCGGCGGACUGCCUGUUUGAGCAGCAGGAGGAGGUCACGGCGCUGGCGGCCAUCUUUGGGGACGAGUUCCGCCUCAUCUCGCAGGAGCCCUUCAUUGAAUACGCUAUCACCAUCCUGCCGCACACUGCUCCGGAUGGCGCCACAGAAGAACCGCUUGCGGUGGAGCUGCAAGUGCGCUACGUUGCGUCGUACCCCCACCGGCCGCCCAAGCUGCGCGUGGUGCCCCAGGGCGGCCUGGACGAGGCGGAGGUGCACCACCUGUCGGACAUGCUGCAGGAGCAGGCGGCCGCCAUUGCGCGGGAGGGGCGUGUCAUGAUCUUCAACCUGGCGGAGGCAGCACGCGAGUUCCUCUCCACUCACACGCCGGGCCCGUCCCUCAGCCUGUGGGACCAGAUGCAGGAGAGGGAGGAAGGGGCUGAUGGAGCGGAGCAGGCGCGCGAGGGGCUCCCCGGCAGCGGGAUUGCAUGGAACGGUGGCGAUGGGUAUCACGACAGCGUGGACGCAGGGUUGUUCACAGACUGGCUGACGGAGGGGGACGCUCAGUGGGGUGGCGCGCUGGACAGCAAUCUUGUGCCGCUCAAGCGGCCGCAGAGCGGGGGGGCCGGGCGACGGGCGCGGGAAAGCAACCAGGGGAAGCACGGGACUGACAAGACGCAGGCACUGGUCAAGGCAGGGCCGGCCAGGGGCACGAAAGUGGCCCCUGCUGUGACCAAGAAAGCUGAGCUGGCAGCUGUGCAGAAGGGGGAGGGUGGGCAUGGCCGGCGCUCGAGCUGGGGUUGGGGCAGCGAGCAAGAUGACAGCGCCAGCGGGGAGGGGGGCUCCGCGGACGCAGCCAUGCCAGGCAGCAGGCUGGGCCGCAGCUCAGUGACGGAGCUGCUGGCAAACGUGCGCCAUGGCCUGGCUCGAGUGGGCAACGCGGUGCGCCUCACGUUGCCCGACUGGAGCAGGGGGGGCACGCCCCGCGCGCUGCCAGCGGGCGAUGCCUCCGAUGGCUCUGACAGCGACGAAGGCGGCGGGGCCAUGCCUGCGCGGAGCAGGGACGUGGGUGCGCCCGGCCGCUCGAAGAAGCCUCCUGUUGGUGACGGGCCGCGGCAGCGGCGGCAGGAGGCUGUUGCCACGGCGGCCAUCCGCAAGGACCUGCUGGUGGGCCACAUGCUGCGCCUGCUGUGCGGGCCACGCGGACCGCUCCCGCAUGCCCUCCCCGCACUGACGGCGCAACUGGCGCGGAUUGGGAUGCUGCCCAGCUGGGCCCGCGACCUUGUGGCGCACCAGCCGGCGCUGUUCGACAAGGCCUUCCGCUCCAUGUUCGGUAAGAUCGCGCACGAGGCGGAGGCGCGCAGCGAGCCAGCCACGCGCUGGGCAGUGGCCAAGUUCUGGGGGGGCGGAGGAGAGCAGGCGGACGAGGGCGGGCAGGAGGGGGGGGCGAGCUCGUCGCGGUACCUGGCGGACUUCCAGGAGGUGUCCAUGCUGGGUCGUGGUGGGUUUGGCGCAGUGAUGCUGUGCAUCAACAAGCUGGACGGGCGGCGGUAUGCCAUCAAGAAGAUUCGGCUGCGCAGCCGCAGUGCGGCGACGCACUCGCGCAUCCUGCGCGAGGUGGCCACCCUCUCGCGCCUGCAGCACCAGAAUGUUGUGCGCUACUAUCAGGCGUGGUUCGAGACCGGGGUGGGCACGCUGGUGGACGUGGUGGACGGCACGAGCACCACGGCGGGGGAGAGCGGCGGCGACUGGCUGACGGACGGCACGGCCACGCUGGCGGGGCGGCCCAGUACCGGGUCGGGGGAGAGCGGCGACAGCGCCGCGCAGGGGGGGGGCGCCGUGCAGCACCUGUACAUCCAGAUGGAGUACUGCCCGCGCACACUGCGCCAGGUGCUGGACGGGGGCGGCGGUGCGGCGGUGGAGGCGGAGGCGGCGUGGCGCAUGCUGCGGCAGAUCGUGGAGGGCCUGGCGCACAUCCACGGCAACCACGUGCUGCACCGCGACCUCACGCCCAACAACAUCUUCGCCGACCCCACCGGGGUCAUCAAGAUCGGCGACUUUGGCCUCGCCAAGUUCACGGACCUGGACCCGGCGGAGGGCGUGCUGCUAGAGGAGGACGAGGACGAGGGCAACCCCGCGGCCGCAGCAGCGGGACGGCCUGAGUCCGUGGAGGGGACGGGCCAGGUGGGGACGUACCUCUACACCGCACCCGAGAUCGAGCAGGGCUGGCCCAAAAUUGACGAAAAGUGCGACAUGUACAGUCUGGGCAUCGUGGUGCUGGAGCUGUUCCACCCGUUCUCCACCGCCAUGGAGCGCGCCGUGCUGCUCAACGAGCUCAAGCAGAAGGGCGCGCUGCCCCCCGCCUGGGCCGCCGCCCACCCCGGCCCGGCCGCGCUCGUGCGCUGGCUCGUGGCGCCCAACCCCGCGGACCGGCCGUCCGCGCUGGAGGUGCUGCGCAGCGAGCUGCUGCCGCCGCGCAUGGAGGACGAGGCGCUGGACGACGUGCUGCGCGCGCUGCACGCGGGGGGCGACGGCGCCGUGGUGGGGCGCAUCAUGGGGGCCGUCCUCGAUGACGAGCGGCUGGCGGCGCAGGCGGAGGGCCUGCAGGCGGGGGGGCUCAGCCUGGAGCGGCCGCUGCUGGCGGGGGGCGCCACUGCGCCGGAGUGGGCGCUGCGCGCGAUGAAGGAGGUGUUCCAGCGGCACGGCGCCCACCCGACGGACAGCGCGGCGGUGCACAUGGUGGAAGACCCCGCGCACUGCCACCGCCACGCGGUGCGCCUGGCGGACGCGGGCGGGAACGUGCUGGCGCUCAGGUACGAAACUCGUAUCCCGCUGGCCGUCCACGUGGCGGCCUCGCAGACGACGUCCCUGCGGCGGUACGAGAUUGCACGCGUGUACCGGCGUGGCGUGGGCCGGUCUGCGCCGCGGGAGCUGCUGCAGGCGGACUUCGACAUCGUGGGGGGCAGCGCGCGGCCCGAGAGCCGCACCCUCGCCGAGGCGGAGGCCAUCAAGGUCGCCCUCGAGCUGAUUGCCGAACUGGUGCCGUCCGCUGCCCCCGCCGCCCAGCCGGAGGCGUCGACCUCCGGGGCAUCCUCUGCGGGCGCAACAGGGAGUUCGGGGCUCUCCUGCGAGGUACGGCUGUCGCACCGCGACCUGCUGAGCGCGGUGUGGGCGUGGGCGGGCGUGCCGGCGGCGGACCGGCCAGCAGUGGCACAGCUGAUGGCCCUCAUGGCGGCGUGGCCCCCGCGCACGCCCGCCCGGAAGGCGCAGUGGCCGCUCGUGCGCCGGCAGCUCGCGCAGGGCCUUCGCCUGCCGGAUGCCGCUGUGGAGCGGCUGCAGGCGGUGGAGCGGCGGCUGAGUGGCCCCGCGGAGGAGGCCCUCCCGCGGCUGCGCGGGGCGCUGCCCCCGCUGCGCGCCACCGCGGUGGCCCUGGACGAGCUGGGCAGCCUGGUGCAGCACCUGCGCGUGUGGGGGGUGGCCGACGGGGUUGUGCUGGACGCACUCAUGGCCCCCCACGACGACGCCACCAGCGGCGCCUUCUUCCAGCUGCACCUCGCGCACCACGCCCGCGCCGACGCUGCAGCGGGCACCGCAGGGGGGGAGGGGUCCGUGCGGGGCGGCCAGAGGGCGGGCAGCGGCGGGCACCCCGCGGCCUGUGUUGCGGUGGGUGGCCGCUACGACGCGCUGCUCCGCCGCUUUUGGCCGGAGGCUGCCCCCGUGGCCGCCCCUGGCGCGGUGGGGCUGAGCAUCGGCGUGCAGAAGUUGUUGGCCGCCGCCAGCGCGGGGGCCCCCAGCCCGCGGGAGGUGCUGGUGUGCAGCCGCGGCGGGGGCGGGCUGCUGCGCGAGCGCAUGCAGGUGGCCGCCGAGCUGUGGGCGGGGGGCAUGCGCGCACAGUUCCUGGCGGCAACGGCGCCGAGCCUGACGGAGCAGUACGAGUACGCGCACGAGCACGGCAUCAAGUGGCUCGUGCUCAUCACCGAGGAGAAGCUGUCCGCCGCGGACGCCGUCAAGGUGCGCAACUUGGACGCGAGGACAGAGGAGGAGGUGGCCCGUGCGGACCUCGUCAAGCACUUCUCGGAACCCCAGUUGAACAGAAAGCGCACCUUCCAGUAUAAGCACGCCACUUAGGACGAAGUUGUAGAGCACAGCCGGCAACCGAAAUUGUCGAGGGCUUUGAGCAGAGCUCUACAGAAAUAACCUGUACCUGUAACACAUGCCAGCGAAACUCCUCCAUAGGAUUUGCACUACCAGCAAGAUUCUGGAAAUGUAAGCUCGCUUGACGAGUUCCUAGGUAGUCAGAUUGUUGUGCCCAAGAGGGGGAUAUGCGACCUUGAUAGUAUCUAGGUUUAGAUCUGAGUCUGUAUGCUUACUCGGUCUACGAAGUUCUCUAAAACAGGCUUAAAUUACCAUCAGAAAAAGAAAAGGACAGGUGCACUGUAAAUAGACAGUAAAAUGACGCGACCGAUUGCACAGAUCCUGAAAGUGGUCCAAUUGAUUGCACAGGUUAAGCCCUUCGUGUCACGUACAUAACGAUGGAGUGAACUUGAAUCAACCUUCGAAGCUCAGGCGUCGUCGUUUUCAACGUGCC